This is a messenger RNA of Vanrija pseudolonga, 438 nucleotides long. RefSeq lists its product as uncharacterized. The coding region runs from base 1 to 438 and encodes 145 amino acids. The transcript has a single exon. The record is from RefSeq and is a predicted model, not a curated record. Lineage: Eukaryota; Fungi; Basidiomycota; Tremellomycetes; Trichosporonales; Trichosporonaceae.
AUGUCACUCGAACGCACGCCCUCUAACACCACAACGCUCUACAGCACGACGUCGCGCACGUCGACCAUCGUUCCCGCGCAUGGGCAACCGGCCGACCGGCGACCUCUGCACGAGGCAACUGGCGACCGGCCACCAGUGCACGAUACAUCAGCCGACACGAGACGGUCACUCGAGGCCCCGAAGCUCGGGAAGGGCGUCACCCAAGCCAAGAUUGACGAGCUGGUGGCAGCCGGCUUCCAGCAGGGGCAGGUCCUCUCGACGCUCCACGCGUCCAAGGGCGACAUGACCAAGGCGCGCCUCGUCCUCACCCACGGCCGGGAUCACCUCGGCGCGCCGGACGAGCAGUGCACGCUGUGUGGUUACAAGCCUAAGAAGAAGGGGAGGUUCAUGGGCGCCUUGGAUGGGAUCAUGAUUGGUGGUGGCACCGGCGGGGCCUAG